CAGCGCCGUCUCCAUCCCAUGGAGGGCCGCUCCCUUGCCUUGCCAUCCAGCCACUCCUACGCCGCCUCCCUCUCGUCGAGGGGCGCCUCCCUCGCCGUCCAGCGCCGCCCCCUCGCCGUCCAGCAGCUCCAGUGCCGCCUCCAUCCCGAUCGACGGGUGCCUCCCUCGCUGUCCAGCCACCCCAGCGCCGCCUCUCUCCCCGUUGACUGGGUCCUCCCUCGCCGUCCAGAUCUGAUCCCCACGCCGGCCAGCCGCCUCACCCUUCUGUCUCCCUCCCAGUCCAGCUCCUCCCACUGCCGAGUCAAGUCUUGGCGAACUACAACCGACCUGAGGAGAGGAAGACCCAAAAAAGGGUCCGAGGCUAGCAUGUCAGCUACCACGGCAAGGAAGGAGGCAAGUUUCCCGCUACACUCAUCCUCUGCAGUUGCUUCGUUAGGUACACUCAUCAUUCAUGGUUUUUUAUUACAGUUUCUUAGCAUACAUGAUAUGCUUACCAACAGGUUCCAAACCUGCUGUUUGAUGUUGCUGGUAUUAUGUUUGGUCAAUGGUAUACCUUCUGGGAGUUCUUCUUUGCAACUUUGAUUGGGAAGACCAGCAUCAAGACUCGUAUUCAGGUGGAUGAAUCUUCCCAAGCCUAAGAGCUUGUUGGUACUCUGUUUGGAAGCUUCUUCCCAUGCUGAGAAGACCAUGGUGCUACUCCGACCAAGGAGAAUCAUUUAGGAAUGUAUUUUCUGACUGUUCAGCUUCGUUUGUCUUUUGGAGGGGCUAAAUGGAGCAGCUCUUGUUCUUUUUAAGUUUUGGGGAACCAUGAGUUGGAAUAUCAUUUUGUGAACAAUUCAAGAUAUUGCAAUGAAUGUGAUCUUAUUUA
This is a messenger RNA of Triticum urartu, 868 nucleotides long. NCBI's taxonomy places the organism in Eukaryota, Viridiplantae, Streptophyta, Magnoliopsida, Poales, Poaceae. The record is from RefSeq and is a predicted model, not a curated record.